AUGGCGAGGAAUCUUGUCACUCACGGGACCCCAGCUAAUACAUGCAACAAGCUCGGGUACAGCCGUAUCAAAUACGCAGCGGAAGGCGGCUUCGACGACCUGGUUUGCCUGCUGACUGAAGAGCAAACCGUACAUCUAGAUGACAUGGAAGCAGACGGAACAACUACAUCGCUCCAUCUAGCCGCAAAACAUGGGCAUUCUUCGACCUGUGGGAUAUUAGUCGGCAAGGGUGGAAAUAUCGAGGCGUUGGACGCUGAAUGUGAAAUCCCUGUGAGCUUAGCCAUAAGGUCUGGCUCCGUUUCAACGGUCAAGGAACUCUUGAGGGAUCAGCAAGAAACUGUCUCACCAGAUUCUGACAGUGAAGAAUCUACAGCAUGUGGCAAGCAGAAACAGCCCGGACGGACAGCAUCGCAUCCAUUGCACCUGGCGGCUCAGCUUGGCGACUUGAGCAUGGUAGAGUUGCUACUCGGGUACAAGAACCGACAGACAGUGACCUCGUUCACGCAGAUUGGAGCACUACCCUGCACUGGGCGAGCCGAUAUGGGCAUUGUGACAUUAUACAGCCUCUUCCGAGCACAGGACUCAUCGAUGUCAACAUGCCAGACGCGGCUGGGAAGAGAGCGCUUCACUGGGCUGCAGCCGAGGGACGUGGUUCGCAUCCUGUUGAAUGAAGGGGCCAGUACAGACUUGCAAAGCACACGCGGCGACUGCGCAAUCCACGCUGCUUCGGCGAAUGGGCAUGUUGACGUGGUCGAAGCCCUGGCAGGGCAGAUGAGUGACAUUCUGACUAUAGGCAGCGAGGGCACGGCAUUGACGCUCGCAGUCGCGAACCAGCACUCUCCUGUGGCCGAGUUCCUCCUCCGUUAUGCAAGCACGCGGGUAAUUCAGGAGAGUAGGCUGCUCUACAAGGCCGUCGAGAGUGGCGACGUGGUGACUCUCGAUAUGCUGCUCCGGCACGCAGACGAAACGAAUCCACUCGACGACUUUCCGCUAUGGGAGGCUGCUGCGGCCGGUCGCAACGCCGAGCAGAUGCUCAGGUUGCUGCUGGCGAUGGGUGCAGAUGUACGGGUAAGGAAUUCGAACAACGAGACUGUCUUCUUUCAUGUGGCGCGACGGGGUCUUACUGAAGCAUGUCGGGUGCUCUUAGAGUAUAGCGACGGUGCCGGUAUCAACGACAAGUCUGUCGACCAGAUCACGCCCUUCUACUUGGCCUGCUACCACCAAAGAGAGCAACUUGUCCGAAUCCUUCUGCCUCACGCCGACGUGAACAUGAGAUACUGCGAGGGCUGCACCCCUCUGCACGUGGCCGCAGCCAACGCCGAGAUAACACGGCUGCUCCUGUCGGCUGGGGCCGAUGUGAAUAUCCGUUGCGACAAUCAAGCGACGCCCGUCGUUUUCGCAGCCGAGCAAGGUAGCACGGAAUGCGUGCGGCUGCACUUACUAGCCGGUGCUGGCGGCACGGCCGUGAAUGAGUUUGGCAUGACGGCGCUGCAUUACGCGGCACAAGACGGCCAUGUUGAAUGCGUCCGGUUGCUGCUCGAGCAUUGGCGAAGGAUCGUUACAGCUGACUGUGCAGACAUUGUCUGA
This is a messenger RNA of Metarhizium robertsii ARSEF 23, 1587 nucleotides long. Its product is annotated as Ankyrin repeat protein. The transcript has 2 exons. Lineage: Eukaryota; Fungi; Ascomycota; Sordariomycetes; Hypocreales; Clavicipitaceae. Gene Ontology annotation, molecular function: protein binding. Bases 1 to 1587 code for a protein of 528 amino acids. The record is from RefSeq and is a predicted model, not a curated record.